AGCACGGAUCGCUUGACCAUACAUGGCACGCAGUAAUAAAACGCAAGAAUUAUAACAAGAUUUAUGUCAAGUUUUCAUUGCAAAAAGCUGGAUUAUCAUGCACUCUUCCCCUGUCUAUAUACGCUGACCCGGUGACCCGGAUCUUCUUCCUCAAUCUCAGUCCAGAAUCUCACAAGGUCAGCUCCUCGGGCCAUCAUCGUCGUCCCUCCUCUUUGUCACCCCCUUCCUCUGCCUAGUAGUAGUAGUGCCAGUACUAGUGGGAGUAGUAUAUAACAAUUCAAUCCCGUCCACCAACCACACCAAGAAUCGCGAGCGCGCGAGCUCGGGAUCCGGCUUCCCUUGAAGUUGCCAUGGAGGCGGCCGCCGAGCUGGCGCAGCGCCUGCGGGCCGCGGCCAACGAGCGGCUGGCGGGGCAGGAGCCGCUCCUCCUCGUCGCCGCGCCGCUGCUCGCGCUCCUCGCCGCGCGCGCCGUCCACGCCGCCGCCGCCGACGUCGCCGACCGCGGCCUCCGCACCGUCCUCAUCACCCUCGCCAUGGCCACCGUCAAGUUGGUGCCGGGGGUGAGCGGGUACAUCGCCGCCGAGAAGAGCAAGGUUGUUGAGCAGUUGCAGUCAGGCAGUGCAUCCGCCAAGAAGAACCUGCGAACCGAGCUGCCCGCCGUCGGGGAUCCCGACGGAGUCAUAGGCGAGCUCCAGGCGCUCAAAGACAAGGAUGUGAGAUGGCAGGGCAAAUGCUCCGGCACUGUUUAUAUCGCUGGGAGCGAGUCUGAAGGCCAUUUUUCACUUAUAAACAAGGCCUACUCUAUGUUUUCACACACAAAUCCACUGCAUCAGGAUGUAUUCAAGAGUGUGGCACAGUUAGAGGCUGAAGUAGUUGCAAUGACAGCUGCUUUGCUUGGCAGCAAAGAAAAAGCGUCUGGUGGACAAAUUUGUGGCAAUAUGACGUCAGGCGGAACUGAAAGCAUAUUGUUGGCCGUCAAAACAUCACGCGAUUAUAUGCAGUCAAAGAAGGGAAUCACAAAGCCUGAAAUGAUUAUUGCUGAAUCAGCUCAUUCUGCCUAUGACAAAGCUGCCCAAUAUUUCAAUAUUAAAGUGCGGCGUGUACCUGUGAAUAAAGAAUUUCUUGCAGAUGUAAAAGGAUUCAAACGGUGCAUAAAUGGAAACACCAUAAUGAUGGUUGGAUCUGCACCAGGAUUUCCCCAUGGUUUAAUUGACCCCAUCGAGGAACUUGGGGAGUUGGCUUCACAAUAUGGCAUUUGCUUGCAUGUUGAUCUAUGCCUUGGUGGCUUUGUAUUGCCUUUCGCCCGUAAGCUUGGGUAUCCAAUUCCUCCUUUUGAUUUUUCUGUCAAAGGUGUUACGUCGAUCUCAACAGAUGUUCAUAAGUAUGGGCUAGCCCCAAAAGGCACCAGUACUGUCCUAUACAGGAAUCAUGAAAUUAGGAAGCACCAAUUUGUUGCUGUGACUGAAUGGACUGGUGGGCUCUAUAUUUCCCCUACUAUGGCUGGAAGCAGGCCAGGUGGACUAGUCGCAGGAGCUUGGGCUGCGAUGAUGUCUCUUGGAUUGAAUGGUUAUUUGGAAAGUACUGGGAAAAUCAUGGAAGUCUCAAAGAAGAUACAAAAAGGAAUUGAUGAUAUCUCAGGUUUAUUUGUGAUUGGGAAGCCAGACAUGACUGUCGUGGCCUUUGGGUCGGACGCGGUCGACAUAUUUGAGGUGAAUGACAUAAUGUCAUCAAACGGAUGGCACCUCAAUGCUCUUCAGAGACCCAACAGUCUGCACAUCUGCGUGACGCUUCAACACACGGCUAUCUAUGAGGAAUUCCUCAAGGACCUCGAGGAUUCCGUGAACACAGUGAAAGCGAAUCCAGGGCCUAUCAGUGGGGGGAUGGCUCCCAUCUAUGGCGCUGCUGGGAAGAUGCCGGACAGAGGCACGGUCAAGGAGUUGCUUGUGGAGUUCAUGGACAGCUCUUGCUAACCAUUGAUUGGUUAUCUCUCUGUAACAUGUAUACGUACAAGCCGCAGUGACAGUGUUGUGUCCUCCAAUAUAGACAUGUAUCUAUGUAUCAGUUACAUUGGUUGCAAUAAAGUUACAUUUUCAGCCUA
Aegilops tauschii subsp. strangulata is the source of this 2098-nucleotide messenger RNA. Its product is annotated as sphingosine-1-phosphate lyase. Gene Ontology annotation, cellular component: endoplasmic reticulum. NCBI's taxonomy places the organism in Eukaryota, Viridiplantae, Streptophyta, Magnoliopsida, Poales, Poaceae. The record is from RefSeq and is a predicted model, not a curated record. Gene Ontology annotation, biological process: carboxylic acid metabolic process; sphingolipid catabolic process. Gene Ontology annotation, molecular function: sphinganine-1-phosphate aldolase activity; pyridoxal phosphate binding.